Oryza sativa Japonica Group (Japanese rice) is the source of this 3213-nucleotide messenger RNA. NCBI's taxonomy places the organism in Eukaryota, Viridiplantae, Streptophyta, Magnoliopsida, Poales, Poaceae. The record is from RefSeq and is a predicted model, not a curated record.
GGAUUGAUUGAUGGAUGGAUGGAUGGUGGGUCUCUGGGUUCUCUGCUCCCUAACAGAAAAGAAAGAAAGAAAGAAGCUUUCACCACAAAAACCCAACCCACCGGUGGACAAGAGGAAUUCGACUAUUCCAGAUAGGGCGACAUGGACUGCGAGAUGAGGCGACUCUAGUGCCAGUCACUCCGGUGGCCCAUUUUUUCUUCCUUUUUCAGGGGAAAAAAAGGAAGGAAUUUGGGUAGAUCAAUCAAUGGAGCAGAGAAAUUCGAUGUUUGUUUGUUUGUUUGUUCAAUAGAGGAGAGCAAUUCUUGGUCAUGUAUGCAUCUUGCCCACAGUGGAAGGAGUGAGUGUGAUUUGGAAGACGCAGGUAGAGGGUGUGCCUUCCAGGUGUUCGAUCAUUUGCCUCAAAGAAUCCAUAUCCUCUUUUGUGCUACUGUCCAGAUGAUGUUCAGGAAUAAUAACAGAAAGAAAACUCCAAGAGUGCUGACAAGUGACAACCAGGAGAUGCAGACAUGCAGUUCCUCGAUGAAUGAUUCCUGAUGUCCUUGUACAGUUGUCCUCAGCCAUUUGGAACAAUGGGGAUUCUUUGCCGGUAUGCUCUAUCAUCAGGAAGGAACAUUUCUGUGAGAAGAGCUGCUACAAGAUAUGUAUGAGGUAUGAGGUAUCUAUCUCCUGCCAAUUACUCCAAGCUUUUCCAUGUUCCAAUAAUUGCUUGUUUCUGCGUUCCUGCAGUUAGUUAAAAGAAAAAAAAAGAUACUAGAAACCAAAGCUACAGAAGAAGCAAUUAGAGGGGCCUAACUCAUCAUUGUGAGCCUGAACAUAAUGCAGUGUUAAAGAUAAGUCAACAAAGCUUCUUGUCUGAGUCCACUUAUGUUCUGAAAAUGGCAUGGCAUGCAGAUCAGACAGGACAUAUUGCUGCAGCACCUAUUAAUCUGCCUACUCCUUAAGCACUAAGAAAGAAAUAUAUACUAAAGUGUUUAUUCCAGUUAUUUUUAGGUGGGACAAGAUACUCCUGAGUAAACAACCCAUCAUUACUUUGUGAUACAAUUAGGCAGGCCAAUCAUGGAGCUAAAUGGAAUAGAACUUGCUUAGGGAUAGCUUAUAGGUUUUCUCUUUGCACCUUAAUAGAUCUUCACAUCCUUGUUAAGAGACGUGCCUUUAAAUGAUUAAAUUAAGGAAGUACAUGCAAGUGGUAAAGCUUUUCGGGAAUACGCAAGGAGCGCAUUUUUUCCAUUAAGAGAAAUAAAAGUUAUUUACAUUUGAAAGAGAAAAACAGCACGGGACUGAUACAGGACAAUAACAGACAAUCCUAGGUCUAUCUCUCGCGCAAGUGGUAAAGCUGAUAGGUGAAAAGAUGAGUGUCUUUCUAAUAAAGCUUCUCACCUUACAUGUAAAGAACAGAUACUAAAUAUUAUGUUAACAUGGAACGUAAGGAGCUGUCAUUGUACAAAGAGGAUCAACAGCAAAGUAAUAUUUCUUUUCUAGUAUAUAAUAAAGUUUGUACAAUCCAAUAGAUUCUUAGGAGCUAUUUUUUCUUCAAGUGAGGAUUUUGAUGCAUAUAUGUAGGCAUCAUGGAAUCAUAUGCCUUGCUUCCACAUUAACUUAAGAGCAGUCUGAAUAAGCAUAGGUCAUCCAACUUGUCAGGUUUAAUCGAUUUUGGUUAGAAAAGCAAAGAUUAUCUGUACUAAUGCAGAGGGACCAAAUGGCCAUCUUGAGUUACUUUACCAAGGUCUCAUGUGGGCAGAAAAGGCAAAGCUUAUGGUAAAAUGGGCAAUGAUGAGAAAUGUGCUCUCCAGUGUGUCACCACAAGCACUAAGACACUAUCUAAUGGUUGGAAAACGUCACAGGAACCAUAGAAGAAGAUCCCAGGUUCAUCAUAAUAGAAGCUGAACAAAGAAAGCAGAGCAGGGGAGCAUGCUUACUUUCAGGAAAAGAUUGAAGUGGACUGAAGUUUCAACUGGAGCUCCAAUAGACACCACAUUCCCCACCAAGACACAAGUUUGGGAGAAGAGAAUCCAUGAAGAGCUCUUCAGUUGCACCAAGGCUGAAACAGGAGAGACAAGAUGACUGUAAGUUUCAGGAAGGUGAUGUGAACAGCCUUGAGCUUCGGCUUGGCAUAUCUUCCGACAAUGACCAGAUCAGUGGUGGUGGUGCUGCUAGUCCAUGGCUUGGUGUGGGAGUGCACCCUUGGAGCCUGGCUGCAAGGCAAGGGAAGGCAGCCUUGGAGCAAGCUCACCAGAGGCCUAAUGAAUGUGCUGUCCAAAGAGAAAACCGCGCGGCUUCAUCAGCUCAGCUGGUGGGAUGGCCACCGGUGCGCGCAUUCCGCAAGAACCUGUCCACCCCAAAACCUGCAGAUGCAGAUGACCUGAUGAACAAGGUGAAGCUCUGCUCUGAUGAGGGCCAUGGCUCCAGAUGUGCAGCCCAAGAGAGGAGGUCAUCAUCAACCAUGUUUGUGAAGGUGAACCUGGAGGGCUAUGCUGUCGGAAGGAAGAUCGACCUGAAGGCGCACCGCAGCUAUGACUCUCUGUCCCAGGCUCUGCAGAGCAUGUUCCAUGGCUUCUUGUCAGAUGGCAUUGCAACUAGAGACAAUGAGCUGCAGCAGAUGGAGGAGGGCAGCAAGAAGAGGUAUGUUCUUGUGUAUGAGGAUAAUGAGGGAGACCGCAUGCUCGUCGGCGACGUCCCAUGGGAGCUGUUCAUUGCUUCAGUGAAGAGGCUCUACAUUGCUCAGGAUCCUAGAGUUCAUGCGAAGCUACGAUAAUAGCAAUGUUGCAAGCUGAUCCUGAAAGCCUGGACCGCAACCGAGGAUGAGAAAGAUCGAUUGCUGCUUUUAUCAUGAGCAGAUGCAAGGAAAUAUAUAUAUGGCAUAGGAUGACAGGAGCAUCAUAUUCAAAGAGACGAAGCAGCAAUAUGUGCUAGUGUUUAGCUGACAUGCUGUCCCUGUUCGCUUAAUUAGUAGAAUGAUUAAAUUUGCCUUGGUUGUGCUUGAGGGAGCUAGUGCUCAUACUAGACUAUACUAAUUCCCUAAAAAAAAACAACAAAAAAAGUAGACUUCUAGUGCGGUUAAUGUAGAAAGUUUUGGUUGUGUAUAUAUUUUUUGACCUGUUGUACUAUAAUUGAACUGAUGGUGCAUUAGCUAGUGCUUGUUAAUUAGCUUGUACUAUGUGUGUGGGUGGAUGUAAAUGACACUGGGUGCAAUAAACUAGUCUUGGGUUCACUACA